AGCGUCCAGUGAGGUGUGUUACCAUUCAGAGCCAUGCUACGGAUGAACAUACACCUCUGAUGGUCCUCCUUUCUCUGACCUUCACAAUGGAGGCCAGGCCAGGAUCCUGUAGUCUUAUGGCUGAAGCAAAAUGCCUGUUCCUGGUGAGAUGAAUGGCGCUGGCAGUCCAGAGAUGAGCAUUAAGGAUGUAGUGGAUGGUGUCGUUGCCACACCCUAAUUUACAGAGACAAUCUGGACUGAAUUAACUGAAGACCCGAAGAGGUGCAGGACUAUCAAAGCUGAGAAAGAAAGCAUUUGAAGACAUUGCUGUGUCUGUGGUCCAACGUGGGCAUGUGGAGUAGUUUUAUGUGGAUGUCUGAAGAUGCUGACGAUCACUAACUCCACCCUCUUUUUGCUGCAGAUAAACGUGCUGAGGAUACUUUAUUGCGAGGCACUGCCAUGGCAGUGGAGGUCUGCUUGAGUAUUCAGUCAUACAACAAUCCAUCCUCAGUGGAGUCCCCUACCCCUUCAUGGAGUCAGUCAGGACACCCCAGUCGAAGUACACGUUGGUGGGUGAGGUGAUACGUCACAUCAUCCCUGGACCCACACAAUGCUCCAUAGGGUGUGGAGGUCAAAACUGCAAGUAUGAGAACCCUGACCGCUGGAGCAAGGACAUGCAAGCCAUCAAAGGCCUCUACUCCUCUUGGGUCACGGAAAACCUACUUGCCAUGGCCAGACCAUCUACGGUAUUAAUAGAAAAGUACAACAUUAUUGACCAAUUUAAAAGAUGUGGCCUGAAGACAGUGAUAAACCUGCAGAGACCUGGGGAACACGCCAGCUGUGGUCCCAAUGCACUGGAACCAGAGAGUGGAUUCUCCUACCGACCUGAGGUCUUCAUGGAGAACAACAUAUAUUUCUACAACUUUGGUUGGAAUGACUACGGGGUGGCCUCCCUCACAUCUAUCCUGGACAUGGUGAAGGUCAUGUCCUUUGCGAUGCAGGAGGGGAAAAUGGCUGUCCACUGUCAUGCUGGUCUGGGAAGAACAGGCGUGUUGUUAGCGUGUUACCUGGUUUUCACCACCAGGAUGACCGCUGACCAGGCCAUCGUGUUUGUACGUUCCCAACGACCCAACUCCAUCCAGACCAGAGGUCAGCUGUAUUGUGUGCGGGAGUUUGCCCAGUUCCUUGUCCCUGUCAGGAGUAUUUUCUCCUGCACUGAGCCCAGGACUAACCCCAUCACCCUGUCCCAGUUCCUGACCCGCCAGGGACACAUGCUGCAUGGCUAUGAGCGCCGGGAGCUCAGGCACCUGCCCAAGAUCAUCCAGGUGAUCUGCAAGCUGUUGUUGGACAUCGCUGAGAACCGGCAGGUCAUCGAGGAGGAUAUGCUGGACGUCUCUGACAUGACGGCCGAGGAGGAGAUGGAGUUUGAGCGCUAUCGCGACUUUGGAUUCACCAAGGGCAGCUUCGGGGGAGGCGGUAUGGGAGGGCAGCCCCGUUUACCGGGACCCCCAACCAAACCCCGGCACGCCAACGAACCGCCCCUGUUCUACCACCGCAAGAGCCUGAGCUACAGCGAGUCAGACCUGCGGAGGCUGGGCUCUGAGCUCAACCUGCCGACCCUACCUUUCUCUAACUCGCUGUCCGCUUGCAACGUGUCUGUGGCCUGUUCUCCCUCCCUGAACUCCCUGCCUAGGACCCCGGCCACAGGCAGCUCCCAAGAUGGAUCCCUCUGGGAGCAGAAGAGCCUUGCGGAGGGAUCACCGCUCCUAAAGAAGACACAGAAAGCCUGCCAGCGCAGCGAGUCCGAGUGCAACCCCGUGAAGAAAGGGUAUGGCAGCAUGUUGUUUAGGUGGAAGGAGGAGCAGAGGGACAAGUUAGCCAACAAUGGGGAUGCGUCCCAGGUGUCUCAGAUAGAGGAGUCAGAGGUGCCCUUCAUCACCAUCCAGACAGAGCUGUCCAAGGAGGCCAGGCGGCUGCUGGUGGCCCAGGCUCUGGCUGUGGAUCUGGAGCUGGAUGGAGAGGAGGAGCACAGGGAGAGACUACAAGCCUGGCAGUCAGAGUUGAACAUGGGAGGGGCAUGGGAGAGGCUGUGUACAUUGGAGAAGGACCCGUUUGUGCUGUCUGGGCUGAUGUGGACCUGGCUGGAGCAGCUGAAGGAGCCAGUCAUCUCCAUCAAGGAUGUACAGAAACUGGACCAUAACAACAGGGACCCUGCAAACCCAGAGGCUGUCUUCAAUCCACUGGACCAGGCUCCCAGGGAGAUGUUGGUGUGCAUUCUGGACUGUAUGGCUCAUGUUCUCACCAUACCAGAGGAGGUGGAGGCUGCUUUCCUGGAGCGCACCAUCAAGGCUUUUACAAAGAUGGGAAAAGGCUCAGCGGUGUAUCCGGCCAUGACAGAGAUCCUCAGGCUGGUCCUACACGACAUGAGGUUUAUAGCCAUAGAGGAGGAUGAGCUACCAGAUAUGGCGCCCAUCCCUACUGUGCUGAUCUCAUAAACCUGCUGUAUUCUGUUCCAGACCAUCCCUUGCUAUAUGAACACAUAUGUUGUGCCUUUCUGCGCAGUUUGGAUAGUUUUGAAUCUACUGUUUUC
Coregonus clupeaformis (lake whitefish) is the source of this 2569-nucleotide messenger RNA. It is a transcript of the gene ptpdc1b, whose product is annotated as protein tyrosine phosphatase domain containing 1b. Gene Ontology annotation, biological process: cilium assembly; protein dephosphorylation. Lineage: Eukaryota; Metazoa; Chordata; Actinopteri; Salmoniformes; Salmonidae. Gene Ontology annotation, molecular function: protein tyrosine/serine/threonine phosphatase activity. The coding region runs from base 510 to 2474 and encodes 654 amino acids. The record is from RefSeq and is a predicted model, not a curated record. The transcript is spliced from 10 exons.